CACGAAGCCUACUUUGCUCAUUUGGAUCAUACUGGACGUCGUACUGAUAUCUGUAAUAGACCUGAGCAAUUUCUGGGCUCUUACGAAUUUGUUGCAACAACACAUUAUUGCAAGAAUGGAGCGAUGCCUAAAGAACCCGCAUUCAUUUUUAUGCUUGAUGUAUCAUAUUCUGCGGUUCAGUCUGGUCUGGUAUCCAUAUUCUGUAGGAACAUUCGGAGUUUGCUUAACAGUUUGCCUAGGGAAUCUGGCCAAGAAAAGUCAUCAAUUCGAGUAGGGUUUGCUACGUAUGAUCAGGCUGUUCAUUUUUAUAAUUUGAAAAAUGUAGCUGAGCAACCUGAAAUGUUGGUUGUAAGUGAUGUUAAUGAUGUCUUUGUUCCAUUUGUGGAUGUAGAUGGUUAUUCUUUGAACUUUUGUAAUUUCUCCGAACGUUUAAGCUUGUUAACUGAAAUUGAGAAGAUGUUCGCCGAAACUCGUUGUACUGAAACAAUCUUGGGACCUGUUAUUCAAGCAGGUUUAGAUGCGUUAAAAAUCAUAUUGCAACCUGGUACUGAUUUCUACAGUAAAUUGGCGGAGGAAUGCGUUAAGAAUGGGUGUGCUGUUGAUCUUUUCCUGUUUCCUAACUCUUAUAUUGAUGUUGCUUCCCUGGCACCGAUUUGUGUCAUAACUGGUGGUACUAUGUAUAAAUAUCAUUACUUUGAAGGCCCAAAAGAUGGCAGUCGAUUUUUAGCUGAUCUUGCGCACGAUAUAAGCCGCGAUAUUGCAUUUGAUGCAAUGAUGAGAGUACGAACUUCUACAGGUCUACGAGCUACUAAUUUUUGCGGCUCUUUUUACAUGGAUAAUAGCACUGACAUGGAAAUGGGUGUUAUAGAUUCUGAUAAGGCCGUACAUGUAGAAUUACGUCAUGAUGAUAAAUUGCCGGAUGGUAGUGCGUAUAUUCAAACAGCUAUAUUAUUUACGACAUGCAGUGGCCAACGACGUCUUCGCAUCCAUAAUAUUGCCUUAGCCGUAUCUUCUGAAUAUAGUCACCUUUAUCGCUUGGCUGAUCCAGAUUGUCUUGUUUCAUUUUUGCUAAAACAAGCUGAAUUCUUGGUGCGGGAGAAAACACCGCAAGAAAUGCGCGAUGCAAUCACCCAUCGUUGUGCUCAAAUGCUAGCAACUUACCGCGAAAAGUGCAAUGAGCAGGUACCCGUUGGUCAGUUGAUACUUCCCGAAAGCUUAAAAUUGCUUCCGUUAUUUGGAAAUUGUAUUAUAAAGAAUGAUGCAGUUAGUGGUGGUAACGAUAUGACUGUUGAUGAUCGUUCAUGGAUGAUGCAGAUGAUAUGCUCAUUACGGAUCGAAGAUGCUUUAUUAUUAUUGUAUCCAUCCGUAAGUAUGCCGGCAUAUAUUCGAGCAUCCUUCGAUAAUUUUUCUCACGAUAAGGCUUAUAUUAUUUAUAAUGGAAUUAUAAUGUUUUUAUGGAUUGGUCUUCAAGUACCUCAAACAUGGAUUCAAGAUAUCUUUAAUUCCAAUUCUGUUUCUCAUUUGAAUGUUGAAAAUCAUAUAAUACCAGAAAGGGACAAUACCAGUUCGCGUGGACUACGUAGAAUUAUCGAUCGAAUAAAUUCUGGACGAGCUCGAUAUAUGAAGUUAUUUAUUAUUCGACAACAAGAUGCACUUGAAGCCUGGAUGAAAAAGUUCCUUGUUGAAGAUCGUAGUUCGGCAAUGCCUUCUUAUGUCGACUUUUUGUGUAAUAUUCACAGAGAAAUUAGAACUUUGCUAAGUUAA
This is a messenger RNA of Dracunculus medinensis (Guinea worm), 1764 nucleotides long. The record is from the annotation of a GenBank genome assembly. Lineage: Eukaryota; Metazoa; Nematoda; Chromadorea; Rhabditida; Dracunculidae.